Molecule: messenger RNA, 762 nt
Organism: Colletotrichum truncatum
Lineage: Eukaryota; Fungi; Ascomycota; Sordariomycetes; Glomerellales; Glomerellaceae
Source: RefSeq, a predicted model, not a curated record
AUGGCUCUCACCAAGGACCUCCUCGCCUCGGACGAAGAAGGGUACCGCCGCGCCACGCAAUCCGCCUUUCUCCGCGCCGCGGCGGCCGGACAGGCCCCCAAGGAUGUCCUGGGUCGCUGGCUCGCCAACGACAGGCUCUAUAUUCAUGCCUACAUCAAAGGCGUCGGCCGUCUCCUGGAGGCCCUCAAGCUUUCCGACGUUGUGCCGGCAACCGAGACGGUCUCGGAGAAGCUGCUGCAGUGGCUCGUAGACGCGCUAGUCAACGUCCGCCGCGAGGAGAAGUUCUUUAUCGAGACGGCCCGCCGUUUCGGUAUCGAAGUCAACCUCCCCGCGUCCGAGAACGGCGUCGUCGCGCAGGAGGACAAGCUCGAGGGGCUGAGACGCUUUGAGGAGCUGUUUGGAGGGUUCGAAAGGGGCGGCAGCAAAGACGGGACCCUCGCAUGGCUGGAGGGCGCAGUUUUGCUGUAUGCUACGGAGAAGUGUUACCUGGAUGCCUGGUCUGGUGCGAAGGACGCUCUGGAUGGGGGUAGAGACGGCAGCGAAGACGCGGAUGGCGGGGCGCUUAGGAAAGAGUUCAUUCCCAACUGGAGCAGCCAGGAGUUUAGGGAGUUUGUGGAUAAUCUGGGAGCCAUCAUCGACGAGGGCGUCAAGGAGGUUGUGAAGGAGCAGGGUAAGGAUGUUGAAGAGGGGUUGAAGGAGCGCGCAUUGAAAGUUUGGAGGGAGGUCCUGCUUGCAGAGGAGCAUUUCUGGCCUGCCUUGUAA